GAAGCGAAACGCCACCAAGUUCUCCUGCUGCCCUAUAAGAAUGUCUCUGCUUGCGAUGGGUUUCCUGCUAGGGAUCCUCCAGCUUUGCACGGGGCAGUUCCCCAGAGCCUGCACCAACACUGAGAACUUGCUGAGGAAGGAGUGCUGUCCUCCAUGGGAUGGGGAUGGGUCCCCAUGUGGACAGCUCUCCAGGAGGGGCUCCUGCCAGAGCAUCCUUCUCUCUCAAGCUCCGCUGGGGCCCCAGUUCCCUUUCUCAGGAGUGGAUGACAGAGAGGACUGGCCCUCAGUGUUUUACAACCGCACAUGUCAAUGCAGAGGCAAUUUCAUGGGAUUCAACUGUGGUGAGUGCAAGUUUGGUUUCUCUGGAGCCGACUGCACUGAAAGGCGAGUGAGAACAAGAAGAAACAUCUUCCGUCUCAGCACUAGUGAGAAGGACAAGUUCCUCGCCUACCUCAACCUGGCAAAGAGCACCCCCAGCCGGGACUAUGUCAUUGCUACUGGUACUUAUGCUCAGAUGAACAAUGGCUCCAACCCCAUGUUCCGAAACAUCAACGUGUAUGACCUCUUUGUGUGGAUCCAUUAUUAUGCUUCUCGAGACACCCUCCUAGGAGGGUCAAAUGUGUGGAGGGACAUCGAUUUUGCUCAUGAAGCCCCAGGGUUUCUGCCUUGGCAUCGUGCCUUUCUGCUGCUCUGGGAACGUGAGAUCCAGAAGAUAACAGGUGAUGAGAACUUCACCAUUCCCUACUGGGACUGGCGAGAUGCUGCAUUCUGUGAAGUCUGCACCAAUGAAUACAUGGGUGGCAGACAUCCCACCAACCCUAAUUUACUCAGCCCAGCAUCAUUCUUCUCCUCGUGGCAGGUAAUUUGUACUCGAUCUGAAGAGUACAACAGCCAACAGGCUUUAUGCAAUGCCACAAGUGAAGGGCCUAUCCUGCGAAAUCCUGGGAAUAAUGAUAAAUCAAGGACACCAAGGCUCCCAUCUUCAGCUGAAGUUGAAUUUUGCCUCUCACUGUCUCAGUAUGAAUCUGGAACCAUGGAUAAAAUGGCCAAUUAUAGUUUCCGAAACACUUUGGAAG
This is a messenger RNA of Tinamus guttatus (white-throated tinamou), 1076 nucleotides long. The record is from RefSeq and is a predicted model, not a curated record. NCBI's taxonomy places the organism in Eukaryota, Metazoa, Chordata, Aves, Tinamiformes, Tinamidae.